AUAGUCUUGCAAAGCGGCCGAAUCGCGACGUUUUCGAGUGCUAAAACUCGAAAAUCCAGCUCUCUCGCUCACACGCUUGGCAGCCGUCGCUCGGUCAACACGGUCGACGUUUCAGUGGGCGGACGAAGCAUCGAAAUUCGCGGCGGCACAGCAGCACACGUGCUCUCGCACGACUUGUAUAUUUGUGAUCGAGGCGACGGAUAAACGACGCUGACGGCUGCGGCCGCAUACGUCGAUUCUGCUACUCCGUUCUAGUAGUGAUCAUUUUGUGUUGUUUACUGUGCUGACGUAAAAAAAUUACGCACCCAGUCAUAAUAGAAAUAAUCUAUCGAUUGAGUCAUGUGAAUUCAGUGCUGAUAAAGAAACUACGACCAAUUCCUAAGAUAUAUACGUUCACGCCCGCACACGCAAAUAAAUAAGUGUCUAGCCAACAACCGCAAUAUAAAAUUUAAAACUCGUUCAUCAAGGAUGGAUAUGGAGUCAUGCCAGAGUUUUGACAAAACUGAUUAUUCCAACGACUAUUUUCGAAAUUUCGAGGACCAUGGAGAAGAUCAUCUGCUGCUCGACAUGGACAGCUACGCCUCGUCGCACGGAAAUCCCAAUUUGCCAAUGAAAAGUGCCUUUGGAGACAACGAGAGCCAACAAGAGCUAACGGAUUGGUUGACGACGCCGGUCGAGCACUGGACCGAGCGCAUGACCAAAACUUGGCUCUCUCUUGCGGCCUCGUACUUCAACGUGCAGCCGAGCUUCGAAGCGGAGAUCCAGAAGAAAUUCACCUUCGCCGGCAAAGAUCUGCUAGCCAUGCGACGGGAACAUUUCUUGGCCAUAGACUCGCGCUAUGGCGAAAUGAUCCACAAUAUGCUGCACAAUCAGUUCGGCGACGCCACCGCCAAUGUCGUGAACGUGGCCGGUGCGCACAUUUACAAUCAACACAGCUAUCCCGAGCAUCAACAGCUCCUGCCCAUUGCUCGCCCUCAAGAAAUCAACAAUAAUAAUAAUAGCAAUAAUAACUUUAACAAGCUCGACGACGAUAAAGAAGCUUUGAUCGUUCAGGCCUCUGAUGUUGAAUCAGAUAAUAGUUUAGAAGCAUCGGAACAUCGAAAAAGACCGCCUGGUAGACCAAAAAUCUUGAAAAGUGGAAUAAAAAAAAAACAAACAAAAAGUCAAGGGAAAUUAUGGGAAUUUAUUCGAGAUUUGCUGCGCAAUAAAAAGACGUGUCCCAGUCUCAUAUGUUGGGAAGACUACAGUGAAGCUAAAUUCCGAUUCGUUCGAAGUGAUGAAGUAGCUAAACUGUGGGGCUCCCGAAAGGGUAAUCAUAAAAUGACUUACGAAAAGCUCAGUCGCGCUAUGAGGUACUAUUACAAGAGAGAAAUUUUUCUUCCUGUUCUCGGACGUAGAUUAGUUUAUAAAUUUGGACCGAAGGCCACCGGCUGGCAAGUCGACAAUCCAAAUUUCCGAAGAUCUCUCGGUAUGAGCGAACAAGACGAAUAAAUGCGAGAAUAAUUAUGUGCAAUGUAAAAAAAAGACUGAAAACUCAAUUUUCAUCCAAAAAUAAAGUACGUCCUGUCUCAGAUUAAAAAAAAGUAGAUCAUGUUCAUAAAUCAAUUGUCAUUGUUUCGACGGGUCCAUCUCAUUUACUGUGUCGAAAAAUGAUCAAAGCUUGUAUUUCAUGAUUUUUUAUUCUGUGACCUAUACAGUAUACAUAAGCAUUACAAUAAAAUAUAUGCGUAUAUUUAUGUAUAAGCGUACGUGUGUGAAAAGCAUCGAGUUAAUAUGAUAGAUAUUAUAUUUAGCGAAAUUUUUAUGCAUGAUCUUGUUAUCAUUAGUAACUUUGUAAAUUGUACAGAACAGUAUGUGUAUUUUCAGGUACAUAUUAUAUUUACUCGCGAUAUUUAUUGAUACGUCAUAAAUUGUUUUACGUUUUAAAAAACGUAAAUAAAUUAUUUUACGUUUUAAACUUAUGAUCUUUAAAUUAUAAGAUUUCUAAUUUGAUAAGUGUACAUUUUUUUGAAUUCAUUCAUGAUCACUGUUUAGUUGAGCAUUGUAUGAGUUUGAGUCUUGAACUCUUGAUUUUUUUAAAAUAAAGUACUUAACAAAUGUUCAAGUUGUAAAAUUGAAUUUUGACAAAAAUCAUGGACGAAAACCAUUAAUAUGUAUAUUGUGACUGUUAAAAAACUAAUGAGUUACAACAGUUUAAAUUGAUGAUUGUAAUUAUUGGUAGAAUUGCAAUAAAUUUCUUAAAAUAAA
This is a messenger RNA of Trichogramma pretiosum, 2247 nucleotides long. RefSeq names its product ETS homologous factor-like. Gene Ontology annotation, biological process: regulation of transcription by RNA polymerase II; cell differentiation. Gene Ontology annotation, cellular component: nucleus. Lineage: Eukaryota; Metazoa; Arthropoda; Insecta; Hymenoptera; Trichogrammatidae. Gene Ontology annotation, molecular function: sequence-specific DNA binding; DNA-binding transcription factor activity, RNA polymerase II-specific. The record is from RefSeq and is a predicted model, not a curated record. The coding region runs from base 469 to 1491 and encodes 340 amino acids. The transcript has 6 exons.